AUGUCCGAGAAGCCACAAUCAUCCAACCCAGUCGACGAAAUCACUCCGCAAAACCAACAGAACGGCCAGUCAAGUCAAGAAAUGUCCAAGGAAAAGGUGCUUCUGGCACCAGAGGAGGGUGGAAAUUCAAAGAAGGGUAGGAGCUUGCUGCAUGUGCCAUCGCGGUCUUCCUCGCAGCGCAAUCAAUCCUCUCCGACUUCGACAGGGCUGAGCGGAAUCACAGUCAGCGAUUCGAGAAACAGCAUCGGCGGCCGAUCAAAGGAAUCCAAGGGUAGCAUUCUGGGGCGGCAUCGAAAUGGCAGCGUCGGCAGCCACCGAUCUGGCAUCGAAACCGAACCGACAAACACCCCCGGCAACACCCAACCGAACUCCCCCGUGAAUCCCCCGCAGAAGAAGAAGAAGGGCGGCAUCUUCGCAUUGUUCGGCUGCUGUGGAGUCCCCGACAACGCGAACGCUAUUGAGAACGGUGACGACGCCGUCCACAAGCUCGACAAGCUGCCUGCGCGGCCGACAACUGCCAAGUCCCGUCAGCCGACUCCACAAGAGCAGCCGAUCCCACCGAACAAGCCGCAAAUCCACGAGAAGCAACCGCAGCCCGAGCAGCCAAUGACCGCCGGCAACGAGUAUAAGGGUAAGCGCGUCUCUAACACCACUACGGCCGACGACUCUACCGUCGGCGGCCAGGAGGGCUCCGAUCCAAAGCACGCGACCGCCCUCGGUACCGGAGCUAGCGCUAGCACAGCUGCGCCCGUCAUCACCGUCGAGUCCACCACCGGCGAAAAGGUUCAGGAUGCGCAAUUAGAAGAGCCGGAGAAGAAGGAUGUUGAGGGGGAUGAGGCGAUGCCCGAUGCGACGCCCGAGCCCGAGGAGUCCAAGCAGCAAAUACCGCCGCCGGUCGAAGACGCACCGACAAGUCAACAACUGCCGGGCCCUCCGCCGCUCCCGACCGCCGAGACCGGAUCCAUUGAUUUGGCAGGCCCCGUUGCCACCGAGCAGAAGUUCCUGCUGGGCCCAAUUGCCCCCGAACACAAGGGCCGAAAAUGUCUUGUGCUCGACUUGGAUGAAACGCUCGUUCACAGUUCAUUCAAGAUUCUCCACCAAGCCGAUUUCACCAUACCCGUAGAAAUCGAAGGCAACUAUCAUAAUGUGUAUGUGAUCAAGAGACCGGGCGUGGAUCAGUUCAUGAAGCGCGUCGGCGAACUUUAUGAAGUGGUGGUCUUCACCGCGUCUGUUUCUAAGUAUGGCGACCCUCUUCUGGACCAGCUUGAUAUCCACAAGGUCGUUCACCACAGACUUUUCCGCGAGAGCUGCUACAACCACCAAGGAAACUACGUCAAGGAUCUUUCCCAGGUGGGAAGAGACCUCAAAGACACAAUCAUCAUUGACAACUCCCCCACGUCGUACAUCUUCCACCCGCAGCACGCCGUUCCCAUCAGCAGUUGGUUUUCGGACGCACACGACAAUGAGCUGCUGGAUUUGAUUCCCGUUCUAGAAGACCUUGCAAAGUCGGAUGUCCAGGACGUCAGCCUGGUUCUCGACGUUACACUUUGA
Messenger RNA from Colletotrichum chrysophilum, 1551 nucleotides. RefSeq lists its product as uncharacterized. Gene Ontology annotation, molecular function: phosphoprotein phosphatase activity. NCBI's taxonomy places the organism in Eukaryota, Fungi, Ascomycota, Sordariomycetes, Glomerellales, Glomerellaceae. The transcript is spliced from 3 exons. The record is from RefSeq and is a predicted model, not a curated record. Gene Ontology annotation, cellular component: plasma membrane. The coding region runs from base 1 to 1551 and encodes 516 amino acids.